AUGGCGCUCAGUGUUGCAUGGUUCUUCGCUCCCAUUUUAGGUUUUGUUCAUUUAACACCAUUAAUUACACUGGAAGGGGAAUAUCACUUCAAACAGUGGAUGUCACAGCACAGCAAAGUUUAUGACACUGAGGAGUACUACCAUCGGCUGCACAUAUUCACUGAGAAUAAGAGGAUCAUUGAUCACCAUAAUGCUGGGAAUCACUCCUUCACAAUGGGCCUGAAUCAGUUCUCAGACAUGACAUUUGAGGAAUUCAGGAAAUCCUUCCUUCUGAGAGAGCCUCAGAACUGUUCAGCCACUAAGGGGAGUCAUGUCAGCAGGACUGGUCCUUACCCUGAGUUUGUUGACUGGAGGAUGAAAGGCAACUUUGUGACCCCUGUGAAGAACCAGGGUCACUGUGGAAGCUGUUGGACGUUCUCUACCACUGGUUGUUUGGAGUCAGUGAAUGCUAUCACCACUGGGAAGCUAAUACCUCUGUCUGAGCAGCAGUUGAUAGACUGUGCCAAAGACUUCAACAAUCAUGGAUGUAUGGGUGGGCUCCCCAGCCAGGCUUUUGAGUACAUCAAAUACAACAAUGGUCUUAUGACAGAGGACGACUAUCCCUACAAAGGCCAUGAUGACACUUGCCAUUUUGAGCCUGCACUUGCAGCUGCUUUUGUCCAAGAUGUUGUCAACAUAACAAGUUACGAUGAAAAGGCCAUGGUUGAUGCUGUGGCCCGGCUCAACCCUGUGACCUUUGGCUUUGAGGUCACAGCUGAUUUUAUGCAUUACAAAGAAGGUGUUUACACCAGCACCCAGUGUAAGAACACAGCAGACAUGGUGAAUCAUGCAGUCCUGGCUGUGGGUUACGGGGCUGAAGACAACGGCACGCCAUAUUGGAUUGUAAAGAACUCUUGGGGGACAGCCUGGGGAAUGGACGGAUAUUUUUUGAUUGAGCGAGGAAAAAACAUGUGCGGACUGGCUGCAUGCUCUUCCUACCCUCUACCUUUAGUUUGAGGAGUGACAUGACUGACACAACUGUCAUCCAGAUACAAAGUUGGUAUUUUUAUGUUCCCUGAUGUGUCAUAUGUUGUCCCCAAGGGUUUAAUCUAAACUUAAGGCUCCUACCACCUUCUCUAAGAGUUGGAUCUUUCAACAAUAUAUAUGGUAUUAUCUGAAUAUUGAAAUUGAGAUGAGAAAUAUAAAGCCAAAUUGAAGAAGAAAUACAUGUGCAAAGUACUGUAAUUAGCAACAUUAACACGGUUACAAGUCACAAGCUAAGAGCUGUUCAGUAACCACAUUCUUGGAAAUUAAGCAUUAAGUUAAGUGCAUGUGCUGCUGUGUGUGGGCGAAACAGAUCAGCUGUCAUGAUGGAGCUUAAAUCAGUUUGUGUUUCCUGAAUAUUCAAGAUAUUUCCAGGAAUAGGCUGUUUUUCAUUUAGUCGGUUUCACAAUAAUUAAUCAGAUCUUCCCAGUGCAGCCACAGUCUUUGUUGUCCAGUAAGAAGUUCCACUGAAGCAAAUCAGACUCAUUAUUGAAGUACAUCUGUGUGGUACUUGAGGUGGGAGAAUUUGCUGCUCAAUAAUUGUCCCAUGGGUUUUCAGUCUUUCCUAGAGCUUAAACCAUAGAAUAGAAAGAUAAUGGCAACAAGUUGCAUCAGAUCUGGAUGUUUUGUACAAGUG
Thunnus maccoyii (southern bluefin tuna) is the source of this 1660-nucleotide messenger RNA. Its product is annotated as pro-cathepsin H-like. The record is from RefSeq and is a predicted model, not a curated record. Lineage: Eukaryota; Metazoa; Chordata; Actinopteri; Scombriformes; Scombridae. Gene Ontology annotation, cellular component: lysosome. Gene Ontology annotation, molecular function: cysteine-type endopeptidase activity. The transcript has 12 exons. The coding region runs from base 1 to 996 and encodes 331 amino acids. Gene Ontology annotation, biological process: immune response.